Anolis sagrei ordinatus is the source of this 1240-nucleotide messenger RNA. RefSeq names its product SPC25 component of NDC80 kinetochore complex (gene SPC25). NCBI's taxonomy places the organism in Eukaryota, Metazoa, Chordata, Lepidosauria, Squamata, Anolidae. Gene Ontology annotation, biological process: chromosome segregation. Gene Ontology annotation, cellular component: Ndc80 complex. The record is from RefSeq and is a predicted model, not a curated record.
UGCCCGAGCGGAACCAAUAGGAGGCGAGGAGCCGUUUGAUGCUGGCGCGAAAUCGAUGGAGGUUUUGAAUCGGGCGCUGGCGACCUGGAAUAAUGGCCCAAGCGAAAGAAGAUGAUGAACUCACCAUUCUUGACAAAGAAUUAAAGGAAUUCUGGACGAAAUUUGAAACACCUUUUUGCCGGGAAUCCCUCGACCGGACUUUGGGACUAAGGAAUAAGUACCUCGAAUGCAUAGCCUCACUAAACGAUGAAUGGUCCAGUAAAUUGAGAGAAGGGGAUGAGAUCGUCAAGAAAGUUCACCAGUGUACAAAAGAGUGUUGUGAGAAAAAAAAGUUAGCCGAGGAAAAACAGCAGAAAUUAUCCGAAGUCCUUGCUAAUAUUGAGGAGGAGAAAAAACAAGAGAAAGAGUUGAUGGAAAAUAUUCAAGAACUCAAGAAAGAAUUGAUCAGUAAAAAUAAAAUUUCAGCUGAAAACAAGGCCACUAAAGAAGUGGAGGAAAGGCUACACAAGGCCGAAAAACUGUUUAAAGAAAGCCUUGGGCUAGAAAUACACAGAAGCGCUGAAAAUCAUCUGCAAUUUAUAUUCCGCUGUAUUUCCCACAAAGAUGUUGACCAGCCAUACGUACUUACUCUUUCCCUUAAUGAAGAGGGAGCUUAUGAAGUGAUCUCUUGUUUUCCUCCCCUGGACUGUAUCAAAGAGCUGCAGGACAAAGUACGAGAAACCAACAAUUUUUCUGCAUUUAUUGCUAAUGUUAGGAAAGCCUUUGUUGCCUUGAAUUAUACAUGAUAUGUUCCUUUAUUUGUAAACCUGUAUGUAUCCUUAUUUUUGUCAUAUGUCAUAUUUAGAAAAUGUUUGAAUAGUUAGUGAUUUGAUCUUCAAAACAGAAGAGACUGAACAAAGGCUGCAUACAACCUGCAAGAAUCAAUCCUGCUUCCUGUACAUUUCAUAGUUAAAAGAAAGAAGUUGUAUUUGUGGAUAUGAGAUUCUGCUUCUUCUGGUAGUAUAAAUGUGUAGAGUGUCUGUAUCUGCAAAAGGCACUUCUCCCCUAGUUCUUACGUUUUAUAGUCUAGCUGCAUAUGAAACCUGACCGUGGCAAUCAGAAUGUGAAGGUGGAUUACAGUAAUUGUUUUCUUAUCCUUUCAAUAACAAGCAAAUAAUAAUUUUGACCAGUAUAUAUUAAUGCCUCUGAUAAUCAGCUUAGAAAUCAGGAAAAUAAUUAUUAAAGGAAUUAGCAGAAGUAA